This is a messenger RNA of Harpia harpyja (harpy eagle), 6108 nucleotides long. RefSeq names its product interleukin 21 receptor (gene IL21R). Gene Ontology annotation, biological process: immunoglobulin mediated immune response; cytokine-mediated signaling pathway. Gene Ontology annotation, molecular function: protein binding; cytokine receptor activity. Gene Ontology annotation, cellular component: external side of plasma membrane. Bases 3156 to 4937 code for a protein of 593 amino acids. The transcript is spliced from 10 exons. The record is from RefSeq and is a predicted model, not a curated record. Lineage: Eukaryota; Metazoa; Chordata; Aves; Accipitriformes; Accipitridae.
CAGGCUCCCACAUGGUGAUGUAUCACAAUCACGCGUUACCCAGAAUUUUAAUUUUUUUCACCACACUGCUAUGACUGAGGCAGCCAUGUCAUGCUGUCAGCUUUUCAUCAGAUGUUACAGCCACGGCACGCAACCCUCAAGGCCCCUCUGACUAAACUGUGGUGAUGAGGUCGGAAGCCAAGCAACAGCUCAGUAUGAACUUGCUGACAAUGAGAGCAAUGAGACCAAUGAACUGGUCUGGUUUUCAGCUGCAGGACUAUUGUCUGUCAAACCAGGUUGCUCCAAAACAAAGGAAAAAACCAGCCAAGUGAGGAAGAGGGCACUUUCCAGGUACCUCACUAACACACAUAACCAAUGUUAAAGCUUACUAAAUUGCUGUACCUCGGUGUGUUUUCCUGGAGUACCUAGUAAUAGCCAUCAGCAGCACCACUGGUUUGCUAAGUCCUGACUAUUCUCAUUCCUUUGACAAGCUGAGAAAGCAAUGUUGAGAGGAACUUCACAUCUCUGCUGUACUCUGGCCAAAGGUGCUUUGCUCUGUUUGUCCCUUGUGCUGUCCUGCUUCCACCGUGUCCCUUCUGUGGCUUUCUACAACAUGGAAAUUUCCACACAGUCGCCUUCUACCCCUCCAGCAAGACUGCAAGAUGAAAAGAGAAGAAAAACUGGCUGCAGCCCUAGAUGAACAGAGUGGGGAACUGACUGCUGUGGCACAUUCAGCUGCACAGGGGGAAGGAGCAGCUGUUUUCUUCUUCUUUUGCUCUUAGAAUACUUUCUACAAAACUGACCAUCUGUGCAGGAGACAUAAAAUUCUGUAUUCUGAAUGCAGAGAGGCAAUUGUAAUGACAAGAGUUGGUAUAGUACCAGCCUGUGACCGACAGCCUGUCUUUGAUAGAGGGAUGACUGUGCUAGACCUGCCCCAGUCCGUAGAGUGUGGCAGGCAUCCUAAGAAGAUCCUGUCCCAGUUCAGUGAUGGAUCAGUUGCUUCCAUGGUCCUGUCUGUGCUCCAUUGUAUAAGAGCAGGGUAUUCGCAGCAGUGUGGUGUUUGUCCUCUGCUUGAAGGUUACCACGUCGGUGACUAACGCAGCACUGGGACUUUCCUACUUGCUGCUGUUUCCCCAGCUCUUAGACAUGGGGGAAUUUGCCAUAAGCUGAAGAGUUUGAGGUUGGCUGCUUCUCCCCAGCUCAGCCACUGCUGGUUUCACUUGCAGUGAGCCACCCACACAGCAACAAGAAUUGUAACAGGGUGAGAAAGCACUGGACUGCCUUCUGGGGGUAGAAUUUCCACACCUGGCUCAGGGUUGUAACCAGUCCCCAGUUUAUGUCUUGAUGCUGUAGAGAGCUGCUGUGAGAACCAGGCCUGCACUGGCCGUGGUUGGCCCUGGAGUUAGUGCUCUUGGCCCUUGGUGAGUAGCCAGCAGAGGCUGUCUGGCAGGCUCUGGACUUGAAGGUUAUGCAGAGCUGUUCAUUGCUGGGUGGGGUGCUCCCCCGCUGCCUAGCCGAGGUGCUCCAGAAGCACACAGUAUGCUCCUCCACAACAUGAGGGAGGCAACAAAGCCAUCAAGUGCCUUCUUUCCUCCACAAGGGCAGGAAUUAGGACCCAUAGUUUAGCAUGUGCUGCCUAUUCCCUGGCUUCGUUCUGAGCGGUGCUGGGGUCCUGCAACAGACACUCGUCCGGAAGGAUCAGGGAUUCUUCCCACUUCUGGUCAGGCCACCUUUGCUGUUCUUAUGACUUGUCUUAAAAACCUCCAGCUGUGCUCCCGAGUGUGAAGGACCAACACAUUCAACUGCUGUCCAUAUUGUCUCUCUUUUGCAUGUUAUCUGCCAUUGUUUUAGCUUCUUGCUGCUCCUAGCACAUCACUUUCCAACAUCCGCACAUGCACAGUGGCAGGGUAGGGAGUGUGGAAACUAGGCUAUGCAGAGCUGGUCACAGAACAACAACCAGGGGAUCCAAGCAGCUUCCUUGUUCGAGCAAGAGCCUCACACCACAACCAAAGCCACUGUGGAGCAUGGAAUCCCCCGGCCCGACAUUUUGUAGGAACAACCUUCAGAAUCCUUCUCUUCUUGCUGAGCACUGUAAAUAUUUACCAGUGCUGAUUUGGAUGCAGAUACGCCGAUGCGACACAAUUUCAUCACAUUAGUCCCUGUGCUCUAGUAGAGCCAAUAACCCCACCUUUUGGCCUUUUUAGCCUCAAACAAAACAGGCUCCUGCCUUCUGCCACCUUACAAUGAACUCCUACCAGCAUCAUAGCAAAGCCACAGCUUCACAAAACUUGGACCGCCCCAAGAAACUCUCACAAAACCUUUUGGCUUCUCUAUGCAGAAAUGUAUUUUGAAUUUUUGGAAACAUUGGUUACUUUGGAGCAAUCUGUUUCUGUGAAAAUCCUGUUUAUCUCCAAUGUUGCUAAUAUGCCCCAACAUGUUUCAAGGUGCUUCUCAUAACUCUGCCUGUUUGUCCAUCCUGCACCACCAUCCCGCCUUUUCUCCUGAAGACACGGUACAUCCCUGCCAGUGAUGUGAGAAGCCACUAACUGCGUUAGCACUGCAUGUUCUGUGGGUUUGGGAUGGAGCCAGCAGUGCUGCUGGAGUCUGUGGUCUGCCAUGCGAUCAUCUCCUGCAGCUCACCGCUUGCCACGUGGAGGCAGCAUGCAAUGUGAGCCAUUAGCUUUUGCUUUGAAAAUACUUCCACGGUCAGAAGUUGAAAAUAGCUAGUGUGUUUUCUCACCCUAUUAGAGAUGCCAGAAGCUGUCCAAGGCACACUCAAUUGCUGCACCCAGCCCCAGGUGUGGAAGGCCUGCUGUAAAAGCUUGUGGCCGGGCAGCAUGGGUGGGGCAUGCUGAUUUUUGACAGCUGUGGUAAAACAAGGAUCCAAGAGGCUCAGGUGACGCUCUUGCCAUAAAUAGUUGUAUGCCAGCAGCAGAGUUCUGGUCUUUGUGCAUCCUUGUGAGCAGAGAUCUGGGGGUGAGCUGAUGGAUGUUGGCUCUAGAUGGGUCAGUUUCUGCCAACCUGCAUGAAAGGAGCCGUGAGUUCUGCUAGCACUGCUGACUCAGCAUGUGUCUGGUGAUUUCCCAAGAGAAGAUAUGAACCUCUGUGCGAUCCCCUCUGUGUGAGCAAGACGUACACAGUCAGAGCUCUGUGAAGGACAUCCAGUCAGAACCAACAUGAGGAACAAACUGUGGCUCCAGAGUAUUUCCUUCUUCCUUUUAUUCCAGUACACUACGUGUUGUGAAAACCUCACUUGUUUUGUGGACUAUGUACAGACCCUGUCCUGUAUCCUGAGAAAUGACUGGGAUGCCAGUUCAUAUAACCUCACUGCAACAUGGGUUCCUGAGGAAGAUCCAGAAAAUACUGUGGCUGCCUGCAGUCUCCUGCAAUUGUCCAGGAACACCAGCCACACACAGUACAUGUGCACUGUGGACAUGACUGAACUCCUGGCAGAUAUCAAAGUCCAGGUGGAUGUUACAGAGAUAGCUCAUAGGCAGCAUGUGAUUUCCAAAGGCUUUUAUAUGGCAGAGAACAUCAAACCACAGCCUCCAUUCAAUCUGACUGCUGUGUUCUCAGAGGGUUACAAUAUUUCCUGGGAAACCAUCUACCAGAACUCUCCUUUUUACUUUUUGAACGAGGAGUUGGAAUAUCAGCUGCGUUAUAAGAGAAGGACCGACACUUGGGAGACUCGGAAGACUAAAGCUGUCCAUGAAGAUAAACGGACACUGGUGAUCCUGCCAUGGGAACUCCAGAUGAACACUGAGUAUGAGUUCCAAGUGAGAGCCAGACCUCGAGAAGACACUGGCUACCAUGGAUUUUGGAGUGAAUGGAGUCCUCCGCUGAUGUUGAAAACCAGCCCUGCUGCAGUGACACAAACAGCAGGCAUGGGAUGGCUGCUGCUGUUUGGUGUUGUUGUGGCCAUCACUGCCUCAAUCACAACCUUUCUGGCCAAACAGCGGAGCUUGUGGAAGAAGAUGGCUUGCAUCCCAGACCCUGCUGCCUUUUUCAAACCUCUUUACCUGGUGCAUAAUGGAGAUUUCAAGAAGUGGGUUGGUGCAUCCCAUAAGAAAAUGACCCUUGAUUUAUUUGAAUGGGGAAUAGUCCUUCCAGAAGUCCUAGAAGUUUACACCAUGCGUCCUUCCAACAGCACCUCACGGGAAGAGCUGCAUGAGCUGAGAAAAGAUCUGCCUUGCAGGCCCUGUGUGUCUUGCCUGACUGCCCCAGGUCAGGAUAGCCAGUCUCUGCUGUCUAGUGUGAACAGCAGCAGUGGGACUCAGGACCGGUCAUAUGGGCAUUUGUCCAUUGAUACUGUGACUGUGGCUGAUGAAUUUACACCUUGUAACUGCCAGUGCAACUGUAACCGUGUGUACAGGGGACAUGAGCAUACCAUCGAGGAAGAUAAUAGUGCUGGAGAAACUGGUUACCCCAAGGUUAAUGUUGAUGAUGAAGAUGGAAAGAUAUCCAGUGACUUGCAUCUGGCUGACCUGAGCACGCAGGACAAAAUACUUGCUUCGGGCUCUGUGUCCACAGACCACCUGAGGAGUACAAGUGUCCCAGCCCACCAGCAAGUAGAAAGGGCUUUAGAAGGAGGGAUGGGGAGCAUCCUAGAAGCCCUUUGCUUGCAGCCUAAUCAGUGGGAUUUGGAAAAUCCAGGUUCUCUACCUUCUCCUGAUGGCGAAAGUGUUUCCUACAGUGAAGGCUCCUAUGACUUCUUCCCUCACAUUGCAAGGCCUGGUGACAGUUACCCUAUGAUCUGCGUAGACUUGGACACUAUCGACAGUGGCUUUGUGGACUCAGAUUGUGGGAGUCCAGUUGACUGUGAAUUUGAGCAAAACAGUCAGACCAACUGUGGAUCCAUCCCUCUUGAGAGGGAGGGGGAGGACUUUCCACGGAGCUACGUCAAGCAGUGGGUCUCCUGUCGCUCUGAUGGCCCUGUCAAUGGGACACAGACAAACUAAGGACCUGAUAUUGCCUUGCAGAGUGUAGGGCCUUUUUCCAUACAGUGCCAGGAGCAAAGCCUUAGCAAAAUUCAGAAGAGAAACAAAGUAUACUUUGCGUAAGCUCUAUUGCACAAAACUGAAAACUGUUAGGUCUGUAGAAAUAUAUGCCUAUUUCUAUUGCCACUUAUCUUGUUAAUGUCUCAAACUGGAUAUGAUUGAUUUUUUCCUUUUUUUUUUUUUUUUUUUUAAGAAUCCUAGGUCAAACCCCCUUAUAAUGGCAGAAAAAGCAACUGUAUGUAGAUGUGUAAAUUUUUUUGACAGUAACCUUAUGAAGAGUACAAAACUUUAAAUUAUUUUCCCUGGUAUUCUUACAUGAUUUGAGAGUUUGGAUGUACAUGGAAUCUUGAAAGCAUAACCCAUGGCAAGUGUGUUUGUUACAUUAAAGUUCCCCUACCCUUUCCAAACAACACAGAUGGUGUUAUUGUUCCUACUAAUAUUUUUGGCUCUUUAAACCCAGCUGUAAUAGUUUGUUAAUUUUGGAGGGUCCCAGCCCUGUCCAUGGGGCAUGAUCAAAAACAAUUCUCAUAUGAUCAUCACAGUACUGUGUGUCCAAGAGACCAAACACAACUAAGGUUUCAGAAAGACUUUGCCUUUCCAGGUGGAGUCUGCAAAUGAAAAGUCUUUAAAACACACAUAAUUCCAGAGAAACUCUUGCUACCAGGGCUUUCUACUGAAUCAGCAUCUCUCCCAGCAUUUUCCAAGCACAUUAACUGAAACAUUGAGCAGCUUUCAGAACUAUGCAGAAAUUUCAGAAAUGUCCUACCUGGAUGUGCCUGCAACUCCAUCUUCUGCCUUGGACCCGGUCUGCUGCAGUUAACAGGUCAGUAACACAAAGUCUGAGCAAUUUCUGCUAGCGAAUAAAGACAACCAUGAAACUGCUAUUUACACUGUAACUGUGAAUAUGUUUCUAUCUGAUGUCUCUGUAUCUCUGUGUUUUUUAGGAUAAUUGUCUUUAAAAGUUACUGUAAUACUGAUAUUGAAUGUAGAGACCUACAUCUUGUGUAGGCAUAGUGCUACUAACCCUGGGCUGCUUGGCUCCAGAAGAUCUUAUAAUGAGAGAACCUUUAUGGUGCAUGGUGUAUGUUUCCAGUGUGGUAAUAAUCUGUUGUUGCUGCGAUACCAAUAAACU